GACCAAACAACGUGAGUAAUAUGUCCUUGGAUAGCCUUUGAAGUCUAUUAUCUCAAUUGAGUGGUCUUUGUUCUAGGAGAGAAGGCUUAUCUUACAAAAAUCGAGCUGGAACGAGCAGAGGUCUGUGAACUCGAGCUGUGAGAGUGCUGAGACUGUUUGGUCAAUAUCUCGAGUUUUACAAGUCCAAUUAAGGCGUGUGAGAUACCCACAGAAAGCUCUCAAGACGAGGAAUCCGUGAAGGUCUGGUUUGCAGGAAUCGGAGUUGUGGAAGGCUUCCAAAUCGUCCGAGCAAAACACAACCUCGCAGGAGAGGAUUUAAUCUUCUAAAGAAUCGAGUUAGCCGGAAAACACCCGUUCUAGGGGCUGUUUUCGUAUCAACGAUUAAGGGUUGAACUAGCACUUUGAGGAGGCUGUUUAACACUCAUAUUUGAGCAAGGAAUCAGUCCCAAAUCCACCUUGACCAAAGAUUUGACCAUUGGACCAAGAAGGGAAAGUUUAAAGCUCAAUUGAGGUUGAGGCUAGAGCUUGCUUCCUGUGCUCGUUGAUCGAGUGAUUCCUUGGAAAGAAGACUUGAAAUGGACCGUGGUGGCAGGAUUACUAGGAGAAACCCGACGGGCCGUGUACCAGUGGAGACUGGACAGGGCAGUCGAAGGACCUCUAGGGCAUCUAGAGGAGUUGGCCGUGGAGGCCGAUCACAGACCGUGAGUGACGGUCAUGUUGACACGGAAAGUGAGACCUACUGGUCCUAUGAGGACUCGACUUACCAACCGGAAACUGAGCCGGUUGAAACCCCUUAUGAAGGGGAUGAUGAUGAUGUAAGUGAUGAGGAGGACAACGGCUCCUUAGCGCGGAUUGAGGCACUACUCCAACAAUAUCACCGUGAGCGUGAAGAGAGGAGGGAACGCCGAAGGCGCCGGGCUGGGCAACCUUCGGGCAUGGCUUCACGAGGAGGAAGUCAUGGUGCAUCUAGAGUCCAUGUGGAACCACGUGGAGGCCAAAAUGAUGGAGGUCCAACCAUAAGGAUCUCCAAAUACAUCAAAGAAGCAAGAGAUUUGGGGUGCAAACCCUUUGAUGGAGCAGGGGACAUUUCAGUGGCAGCACAAUGGAUCAAGAGGCUAAAUGAAGCGGCCCUUGACAUGCAAAUCGCGCCGAAUCUCAAACUGAGAAUUGCGGUAAGAUUGCUCGAGGGGAUGGCAUCCAAGUGGUGGGAUGGAACCAAGAACAAGUACGGUGAGACCGUCGUUUGGGAGGACUUCCAACGGGAGUUCUUUGCCCAAUACUAUUCUGAUUUCGAGGUGAAUAAGAAGGUGAGGGAAUACACCCUCCUAACCCAAGGGGGUAACAUGUCAGUGAAGGAGCUUGAGUACAAGUUCCGGGAUCUCGCCGACUACAUACCGGAGUAUGCUUGUGACGAGAACCGCAUGGUGAACCACUUUUGGGACGCUCUUGACUUGGAGAUACGUGAUAGGGCAACGCAAUUGCCUAAUAUGACUUUCGCCCAAGUGGUUGAACAAGCAUUGAAAGGGGAGAAACAGUGGGAGGAACGGAAGAAGAGAGACGCCGAGGAGGCGAAAAAGAGAAAGUGGGAGAGUCAUGGCUCCCAAGGUUCCAACAAAAAGGGGAACCAUGGAGGAGGAUCUUUCCGGGCACCACCGCCACCGUCUAGGGGGAACCAAGGCCCGAGUGGGCAAGGCUCGAGGUCACAAACCUCGGUGAUAACUCGUUGCAACAAUUGCAAGAAGAAUCACUCCGGUAAGUGUCGCGACCCCCCUAGAUGUUUCCAAUGUGGGGAUGCCGGACACUUGAAGGCGCAUUGCCCCCAGUUGGGUGGGGCAAGGACAUCGGGACCAAGUAGCGGGGCUGCGGGAAGUAGAAACCAAGCCGGGGGUUCCCAAGUAACCAGGGGGCAAGGGGGAGCAAGCGCGAGUAACGCGCCGUCCGUGAAUCAAGGAAGGACGCAAGCUAGAGUCUACGCAAUGACCGAGGCUGAUGCUCGGGCUAAUCCCGACUCCGUCGCAGGUUGAGGCUAGAGCUUGCUUCCUGUGCUCGUUGAUCGAGUGAUUCCUUGGAAAGAAGACUUGGUUCGUGCUUCCUCCAUUCUGUUUUUAAAUAAUAUUAAACUUGCUCAUGGAUAUUUUACUUUAGAGCCUGCGUGCUCAUGUUCGCCCUGUGUGGCCCUUUUGUUUUAAACAAUGUUUUCCGCUGCGUAUUCAAUUGUUUAUUAUGUAUGUUUAUGGAUGACUUAUGUGUGAAUGAUAUUCAUGACGCCUUGUAUAAUAUGAAUGUGUUGGACUGCGGUUGACUAUUCGUAUUGUACGGCGGGUUGUUGACGUGUCCGGGGAGGUCCGGGGCGUGACAUAGUAAGCCUGAAAACACUGAAGAGUUGUAUGUUUUUUCUAUUCAUAAUUUGGACUUGAGUCGUGAACGAGAAUUGUGUAUUUUUGCAUAGGGAACCCAUUGCAACUCGAAAUGAGAUCAUAUGAUGUCAUAUUCAAAAUUUAAGUCAAUCUUCGUAACUCG
Cuscuta epithymum is the source of this 2520-nucleotide messenger RNA. The record is from the annotation of a GenBank genome assembly. NCBI's taxonomy places the organism in Eukaryota, Viridiplantae, Streptophyta, Magnoliopsida, Solanales, Convolvulaceae.